This is a messenger RNA of Labeo rohita (rohu), 2254 nucleotides long. RefSeq lists its product as uncharacterized. The record is from RefSeq and is a predicted model, not a curated record. Bases 119 to 2254 code for a protein of 711 amino acids. The transcript has 6 exons. Lineage: Eukaryota; Metazoa; Chordata; Actinopteri; Cypriniformes; Cyprinidae.
AGUACAUUUCAUAUUGCAAAUAUUGAGAGAUGGCUCCUUGCCAGAAUCACAGGCCCACUGAUCACUGAGCUGAAACACUCCAUACAGGCGCCCGACUACAGGCUCCUUCUCCCUAAAGAUGGGAUGGCUGGGUGUGUUAAAACCACGAAUGUCACGCCGGACUCUGCGGUUACUCGAGGCAUUCCCUGGGGUGGAUUUUGAAGGAGAGAUUGUGAAGGGUCCUGAGGAGAGAUUUCUGCUGGAGCCUGUGGUGGUGCUUGUGGUAGAUCCUGAGUUGUUGCCUGUGGCAGGACUUGCGGUAUGUUUUGUUUUGGAGUCUGUGGUGGAGGUUGAAGUGGGGCUUGAGGUGGAGUCUGUGGUGGUGCUUGUAAUAGAUCCUGAGGUGGAGCCUCUAGUGGGAUUUAUGGUAGGGUUUGUGCCAGGUCUUGCAGUGGGUCUUGUGUUGGAGUCUGUGGUGGUGCUUGUGGUAGAUCCUGAGGUGGAGCCUCUAGUGGGAUUUAUGGUAGGGUUUGUGCCAGGUCUUGCGGUUGGUCUUGCAGUGGGUCUUGUGUUGGAGUCUGUGGUGGAGGUUGAAGUGGAGCUUGAGGUGGAGUCUGUGGUGGUGCUUGUGGUAGAUCCUGAGGUGGAGCCUCUAGUGGGAUUUAUGGUAGGGUUUGUGCCAGGUCUUGUGGUGGGUCUUGUGUUGGAGUCUGUGGUGGGGGUUGAAGUGGAGCCUGAGGUAGAGCUUAAGGUGGAGUCUGGCGUGGUGCUUGAGGUAGAUUCUGAGGUGGAGCCUCUGGUGGGAUUGUUGGUAGGUCUUGUGACAGGUCUUGCAGUGGAGUCUGUGGUGGUGCUUGUGGUAGAUUCUGAGAUGGAGCCUCUGGUGGGAUUGUUGGUAGGUCUUGUGACAGAUCUUGUGUUGGAGUCUGUGGUGGUGCUUGAGGUAGAUUCUGAGGUGGAGCCUCUGGUGGGAUUGUUGGUAGGUCUUGUGACAGGUCUUGUGUUGGAGUCUGUGGUGGUGCUUGUGGUAGAUUCUGAGAUGGAGCCUCUGGUGGGAUUGUUGGUAGGUCUUGUGACAGGUCUUGUGUUGGAGUCUGUGGUGGUGCUUGUGGUAGAUUCUGAGGUGAAGCCUCUGGUGGGAUUGUUGGUAGGUCUUGUGACAGGUCUUGUGUUGGAGUCUGUGGUGGUGCUUGUGGUAGAUUCUGAGGUGAAGCCUCUGGUGGGAUUGUUGGUAGGUCUUGUGACAGAUCUUGUGUUGGAGUCUGUGGUGGUGCUUGUGGUAGAUUCUGAGGUGGAGCCUCUGGUGGGAUUGUUGGUAGGUCUUGUGACAGGUCUUGUGUUGGAGUCUGUGGUGGUGCUUGUGGUAGAUUCUGAGGUGGAGCCUCUGGUGGGAUUGUUGGUAGGUCUUGUGACAGGUCUUGUGUUGGAGUCUGUGGUGGUGCUUGUGGUAGAUUCUGAGGUGGAGCCUCUGGUGGGAUUGUUGGUAGGUCUUGUGACAGGUCUUGUGUUGGAGUCUGUGGUGGUGCUUGUGGUAGAUUCUGAGGUGAAGCCUCUGGUGGGAUUGUUGGUAGGUCUUGUGACAGAUCUUGUGUUGGAGUCUGUGGUGGUGCUUGUGGUAGAUUCUGAGGUGGAGCCUCUGGUGGGAUUGUUGGUAGGUCUUGUGACAGGUCUUGUGUUGGAGUCUGUGGUGGUGCUUGUGGUAGAUUCUGAGGUGAAGCCUCUGGUGGGAUUGUUGGUAGGUCUUGUGACAGAUCUUGUGUUGGAGUCUGUGGUGGUGCUUGUGGUAGAUUCUGAGGUGGAGCCUCUGGUGGGAUUGUUGGUAGGUCUUGUGACAGGUCUUGUGUUGGAGUCUGUGGUGGUGCUUGUGGUAGAUUCUGAGGUGGAGCCUCUGGUGGGAUUGUUGGUAGGUCUUGUGACAGGUCUUGUGUUGGAGUCUGUGGUGGUGCUUGUGGUAGAUUUUGAGGUGGAGCCUCUGGUGGGAUUGUUGGUAGGUCUUGUGACAGAUCUUGUGUUGGAGUCUGUGGUGGUGCUUGUGGUAGAUUUUGAGGUGGAGCCUCUGGUGGGAUUGUUGGUAGGUCUUGUGACAGAUCUUGUGGUGGAGUCUGUGGUGGUGCUUGUGGUAGAUUCUGAGAUGGAGCCUCUGGUGGGAUUGUUGGUAGGUCUUGUGACAGGUCUUGUGGUGGAGUCUGUGGUGGUGCUUGUGGUAGAUUCUGAGGUGGAGCCUCUGGUGGGAUUGUUGAUUCUGAGGUGGAGCCUCUGGUGGGAUUUAUGGUAG